Eleginops maclovinus (Patagonian blennie) is the source of this 1525-nucleotide messenger RNA. RefSeq names its product leucine-rich repeat-containing protein 3-like. NCBI's taxonomy places the organism in Eukaryota, Metazoa, Chordata, Actinopteri, Perciformes, Eleginopidae. The record is from RefSeq and is a predicted model, not a curated record. The transcript is spliced from 2 exons. Bases 625 to 1425 code for a protein of 266 amino acids. Gene Ontology annotation, molecular function: protein binding. Gene Ontology annotation, cellular component: plasma membrane.
UGUUUUAUAAGAGGACGUUAAAAAAGCAGCGUGUGUGGAUAUACAUCUUUCCACGCUGAGAUUUAAACUUCGCCGCGUGAGGCGUAGGAACUUCUUUAUCCCUUGCGCAGAUGUGGACGCAUUGAGGAAGCUGUACUUUUUCCUUUUUAAAGAAUAUAAUUUUACUAUUUAUUUCCAGAGUGGUUCAGACUUCUUUAAAUGAUGACACAGAUGUGAUCAGAGCAAACUGGUGCUGGACUAUCAACGGUAUUUCCACAACAAAGUAAUGAAUUCCAGGACAUAACUCUCUCUCGCUCGGUAGGGCACAGCAUGCCAGGCUGAUACCAGCUCCUCGCUCUGAACUCUCCAAGGCUUUCAACGUCGUCACAAUAAACCUAAGAUUACCAGUUCCCUGCCUCAACUUUUGGAAGAGCUCUUUUGAAAUCUACUUCAAAAGGUUCUGAAUUCAAGGAAAUCUAAUUUGAAGACUUUUCUCAUGAUAAACCCUUACGUUGCCGUGCAUGAACUGAUGAUUUGGGCAUUUUUUAAAGCUAAUGAAGCUGGACUCAUCACUAUUUAAUGCCAACAGACAGGCGGAACAAUGAUUAAUUAUACCUGACGCGAUUUGGGGACGCACUGCUGAUUAUGCAGAAGGUAGCCAGGCUUGAUAUGCCCAGGAAAUCCUCUAUCUUUGAUGGCUUUGCCGUGAUAUGGUGCGUGGUUUUUGGAUUAUUCAUCGUAAUUGCACCAGUGAUGGCUUGUCCCACGACUUGUCACUGCAUGGAGAAGAGUGGAAAGACCGUGGUCCAAUGCAUUUCCCGCAACUUGGACAUCAUACCACCCGAUCUUCCAAGUGAUACUGUCAUCCUGCUUUUGGCGUCCAACCACAUCACCCACAUCCCCAACCAAGCCUUCAAGGAACUGCACUACCUGCAGGAGCUGGACCUGUCAAACAAUGACAUUGACACAGUGGACCUCGGAGCCUUCCAAGGUGUUUCUGACACUCUCCUUUUUCUGGAUCUAUCGAACAAUCGUAUCCAAAGUGUCCCCAAAGAGGCAUUUGAGCGACUUCGGGCAAAAAUCAGCCUCUCGAACAACCCGUGGCACUGCGAGUGCAUGCUGCAGGAGGUGCUGAGGGAGCUACGGUUGGACCCCGAGACGGUGAAUGAGGUGAUGUGCCACACGGCGGUGCAGGAGGAAUACGCUGGCAAACCAGUAAUCCAGGUGCUGGACUCAGGGAUCAACUUCUGCAACUUCCACCACAAGACCACCGACGUGGCCAUGUUUAUCACCAUGUUCGGGUGGUUCACCAUGGUGAUCGCGUACGUCAUCUACUAUGUGAGACACAAUCAGGAGGACGCUAGGAGGCACCUGGAGUACCUCAAGUCACUGCCAAGCAAUUCUCAUAUCAGCAAGGACUUUGACACAAUCAGCACUGUCCUCUAGCUGGGCCAUAUGCAGAGCUCGAGUGGUCUGUGAGUGUGUGUGUAAUCAUGUGAAUAAAUAUGUGGUUCUUUAAAUGACUACGAGCUGUUGUAACAUAUAA